Oppiella nova is the source of this 600-nucleotide messenger RNA. Lineage: Eukaryota; Metazoa; Arthropoda; Arachnida; Sarcoptiformes; Oppiidae. The record is from the annotation of a GenBank genome assembly.
AUGGAGUUCUGUUCCCAUAGUCUGCAGAAUAUUCUUGAAGUAAAACCACAAAUCAUUCACAGAGACCUCAAACCUGACAAUAUAUUGAUUGAACACAACGUAAGGAAAGGCAGGUUUUUGAAGUUAUGUGACUUUGGUUUGGCUACAGUUCACGACAAACGCGUUCACUACAGGACUACAAAAAAACAUACGGAAGAUGUCGGAGACAUCCUUUAUAUACUCACCAAAUAAAAUUCUAAAUUCACCAGUGUCAAAAUUAUACAAACUAUUAUCAACAAUGAUUUUACAGAAUUGGAAUCAUAGGCCGGAAUGCAGUGAAGUGUUGCAGAAUUAUAAUGAGUGGUCUAUCGAUAGGAAUAUUCUUAUAAGUCGUACGGAAUUUGUCGAAACAUUAAAUAGACUGAAAUCCAAUGAAAAUUUAUUUUUCUAUCAAUUCUUGUCAACUGUUAAUAGAGAUAUGAAACCACUUUCAAUGACACAAAGACUGCGAAAAAGUUUAAAACUAUUUUAAAAAUAAUUGUUUAUUGAAAUCUAUAUUUUAUUGCAUACAUAAUAGUGUGGUUUAAUAUUUUAAUUAAGUUACAAAUAAAAUUUCCAAAU